AUGCAACAAAAAUGACGUCACCAAUGCAGAUCUCCCAGCCUUUCAGCGCCAUUUUACCGAGUAUCGGAAGUAAAGAAGCUAUGAAUUAAAUCUGAUUCCAUCCGAAUGAAAUAAAAUUGCCAGUUGCAAUUGGUCAGAAAUAUAAAUUCCAUGGUUUUUACAGUACAUUCGAAAUUGCAUAUUUUGUGUUAUUAUGGCGUCGGGAAGUGGCGGGGAGAUUCAGUGGUGCUUUUCUCAGGUUAAAGGUACUAUAGAGGAUGAAGUUACUGAAGCUGAUAUAAUAUCCUGUGUUGAGUUUAAUUCUGAUGGAGAUUUGCUCGCUACAGGCGAUAAAGGAGGACGUGUGGUUAUUUUCCAGCGCGACUUGCAGGCAAAGGCUGCCAUACCAAGUCGUGGGGAAUAUAAUGUCUAUAGUACCUUUCAAAGUCAUGAACCAGAAUUUGAUUACCUCAAGAGUGUUGAAAUUGAAGAAAAAAUAAACAAAAUAAGAUGGUUGAAAAGAACGAACAAAAAUCAUUUCUUGUUGUCCACAAAUGAUAAAACGAUAAAGUUAUGGAAAGUAGCAGAAAGAGAUAAGAAACCUGAAGGUUAUAAUUUAAAAGAUGAUGGAGGGAUUAUGAGAGAUCCUAGUUCAAUAACAUCACUUCGUGUUCCCACAUUCAGUCCAAUGGAAUUAAUGGUAGAAGCUAGUCCAAAACGUGUAUUUUCUAAUGCCCACACGUAUCAUAUAAAUUCUAUUUCCGUUAAUAGCGAUUUAGAAACCUAUUUAUCAGCUGAUGAUUUGCGGAUUAAUUUAUGGAAUUUAGAAAUUACAGACCAAAGUUUCAAUAUUGUAGAUAUAAAACCAGCUAACAUGGAAGAUUUAACUGAAGUCAUCACAGCAUCCGAGUUUCACCCUAACGAAUGUAAUAUGUUUGUUUACAGUAGUAGUAAAGGAACCAUAAGACUCUGUGACAUGAGGCAACAGGCUCUAUGUGAUUCCUAUGCUAAAAUAUUUGAAGAGCCAGAAGACCCAACAAAUCGUAGUUUUUUCUCUGAAAUUAUUGCUAGUAUAUCAGAUGUUAAAUUUAGUCAUAGUGGGCGUUAUAUGAUAACUAGAGACUAUCUGUCAGUGAAAGUUUGGGACUUGUUAAUGGAAAGUAGACCUGUGGAAACUUAUCCUGUCCAUGAAUUUCUUCGUAGUAAAUUAUGUUCUUUAUAUGAAAAUGAUUGUAUUUUUGAUAAAUUUGAAUGUUCAUGGAGUGGCAAUGAUAGACACAUAAUGACUGGAUCAUAUAAUAAUUUUUUCCGUAUGUUUGAUCGAGAAGGGAAAAAGGAUUACACAUUAGAAGCUUCACGUGAUAACAUGAAACCAGGGACUGUGUUGAAAACAAAGAAAGUUUGUACUGGUGGGAGACGAAAAAAGGAUGAAAUUAGUGUUGACUGCUUGGACUUCAAUAAAAAGAUUCUCCACACUGCAUGGCAUCCACAGGAAAAUAUAAUAGCCAUUGCAGCUACAAAUAAUUUAUAUAUAUUUCAAAGUAAAGAUUAACCAAGAGUCCACUAGGAAUUGGGUGAGAGUAUCAAAUUGUUUCUGGUGACAUGCGGUUACACAGCUGAAUAAACUACAGGUCAGCAUGGGAUUGAACCACAAGAUUGUGUCAUUAAAUUUGCUCAGACUGAGAUGUGAAGAAAGGAAAGUUCUGUGUCAAAUGUGCGUACUGUCAAGUUUUCCGUUCCAUUCCGUAGUUGUUAGUUGUCCAUGAUACAACUGGAUAUCCCGAUGAGAUUUGUUAACAGUAUUUGUGAUGUGCAACGUUUAACAAUAAUCAUAGUGUUCGUUAUACAUGUACUUAUAACAAAAACCUAAAAAUAACACAGAGCUGGGUUGAGAAAGAAAUAAACUUGUGAUAAACAAAUAUAAUUCUAUAGUGUGCGUUUGAAUAUCGUAUUUCGUUGAUUGAUAAGUUUGAGAUAAACCGAAAUCGUGAAAUUUGAAUCAUUUAAUAGUAAAUCAUAAUUGCGUAGUGCAUGUAAUGCAUCUUGUAGAGCCUUUCAAAAUAGAAAAAUUGGUUUAAAGUGCUUUUUGUAAGCACAGUUAUUUGUUUAUACAAAGCUAUUUAUCAUUUAAUUAUUUAUUUUCUAUGAUUUAUGGAUUUUUUGAAAACACUUGAUCUAUUUUGAGGGGCUAUACAAUUUGUAGUUAUAUCAGUGCUUCACACUAAAUCAGUGAUCAAUCGAUUGUUAGAUUGAAUAUAGUAAAAUAAUAUAGAUAUCAAACAGCAUAAAUUAUUUUCUUAGAAUCAAAUAUGAUUGUUUUGUUAUAUUGAAAGACGUAUGCUGAUCUAAACAAACUGUUUUAUACUGAUAGUUACAAUCCUUUGUUCUUGAAUUUGGAGCUCUAAUCAAAAUUUCUUGUGAUUGUACUGUAAGUUUUAAACAUUUGUUAAGAUCACCAAUAUGUUUUAAUGUUAUAUUGUUGUUAAUCAGUCAUAUUGUGUAAGAAUUUCAUUUUAGUCCCCCAGAAUUUAGUUGACUGUUGGGUACAUCUGAAAACCGACUGGUUUGUGAAAGCAUGUUCAUAUAGUUUACUCAUCGUCAGGAUAUACAGUUUGACUGAAAGAUUGCUUGAUGCACUUGUUACAUACACUUCAGGAAAAUUAAUGUUAAAGAGACUGUCAUUACAUUGGAAUGGUUAUAGUCAUUGACCUCUGUCAAAUUUCUUUGCAUUAUUUAGUGCAUUUCUGACAAGUAACAAUGGAACUGCGUAUUAAAAUCAAGAGGAAAGUAUGUUGUACCCAAAGACUAUGUUGUUGACAAUACAGAACCAAAAUAUCAGUAGUGCUAAAUGAACUGUUUUUUUUUUUAGUUCACAUUAUUCCAGUCAUGUCUCCUUUAUGUUGAAACGUUUUGUAAAACUGAAGAGAAAUAAAUGUUGACAUUGUUAAU
This is a messenger RNA of Lottia gigantea (owl limpet), 2928 nucleotides long. RefSeq lists its product as hypothetical. The transcript has 8 exons. NCBI's taxonomy places the organism in Eukaryota, Metazoa, Mollusca, Gastropoda, Lottiidae. The record is from RefSeq and is a predicted model, not a curated record. Bases 194 to 1531 code for a protein of 445 amino acids. Gene Ontology annotation, biological process: peptidyl-serine dephosphorylation. Gene Ontology annotation, molecular function: protein binding; protein phosphatase regulator activity. Gene Ontology annotation, cellular component: cytosol; protein phosphatase type 2A complex.